GUCAGAGAACAUGCCCGCAACUGGAGGCGUCUCGGAGAAGAGCGACUCCCAGCGUUUAUCUCCUACCACGUCUUAAUACAGAGUUCUCUAUUUGUAGAUGUGUUACAAGUCCUGGAAUGAUUUGAGGGAAUAAUUUGACAACACUUAGAUGCCUGGGAUCAUGAUAAAGAAAAUAAAAGAGAUGCUGUCGCCGACAACGGAGAUGGAUCCAGACACGAGUGAUGUCAGCACCGACGACAUUGACAACAAUGAUUGUCCUCAGCGUGACGGUACAGAAGAAGCAUGCAGGCCUCCAGUACACCAGCAGAACGUUUCGAUGGAGUUUAAACAAAUACUAGGGUCGAACAAAAGUGAUGUCAAUAAAUGUACAACAUCUGGUGUUUUCAUCAAUGAACAACACAUCCGUGAACAGCAUGUACAUACUGAGUCAUCCGAUGGUGUUGCAAUCUCUACUGACAAAGGUGUCAAGCCAAAAAUACGGAUAUCGGUUCCAGCAGAAAAUGGUAAAACAAUCGUGCAGGUUGAAUGUGCCAACAACAAGAUGACUUACUGUUGCUAUGAACAAGAUGAUGGUCAGGGACGGACUCUCGGGUCAACAUGGAAUUUUAAGAAUGUUGUGCACGGACUGAUAGAAAGCAUUGUGAGCGACGGUGAUUUCAUUGAGUUCAUUGAUAAACUGAAGGGACUUUAUAGUUGUAAAUUAAAAAAAAUGCACAACAAGUCAUGUCUUGUUUUGGAAUUUCUACAUGAUACUGAGGAAGAUAGAGGCAGAAUGAUGGAAGAUCAGGAAACGGUGAAGACAAUGUUUAAGAACUUUUUGCAAGGCAUUGGGAAGGAUGCUCCCAGCUGCAGUUUGCAAGUUUGCACUGAGCCGGCAACUGACAACAUCAGUGAUACCAGAGAAAGGGCGGAGAACAAAGAAGAUGCGGCCGCCUUGCCUUCACAGUCUUUGAGUGAAGAUGCGUAAAAGAGUGGUGCCACAGAUGAAAUGGCAGCAGAUACUGAACAUGCUGCCAGCCUGCCUUCAACGUCUGCGGCUGAAAUUGCGAAAGAAAGCAUUGGUGUAAAUCCAGAGGUUAUCCCAAUUGCAUCAAAUUUGUAAGAUGAACAAGUUGAUACUCUACAACCUGU
Messenger RNA from Haliotis rubra (blacklip abalone), 1131 nucleotides. RefSeq lists its product as uncharacterized. The transcript is spliced from 8 exons. Bases 149 to 967 code for a protein of 272 amino acids. The record is from RefSeq and is a predicted model, not a curated record. NCBI's taxonomy places the organism in Eukaryota, Metazoa, Mollusca, Gastropoda, Lepetellida, Haliotidae.